UUUCCAAAAUACCCAAUCGAGUGUUCUAGAACAAAGGAAGAGAGAGGAAACGAGCCCCCCACGAAUACUCCUUAUUACCAACCUUCUCGUCUUCCCACCAAACCAUUCGAUCUGCAGCGAAAAUCUCACAAGAGAAGAAAACUGUAGGAAAUCUCAAGAUCCCAGUUUCGCAUCUCCGACGGUGGAGAUCGAUUGACGAGGGAGGACAGGAUGAGCGUGGUUGGCUUCGAUUUGGGCAACGAGAGCUGCAUCGUUGCUGUGGCCCGCCAGCGAGGCAUCGAUGUCGUCCUCAAUGACGAGUCGAAGCGCGAGACUCCCGCCAUUGUCUGCUUCGGCGACAAGCAACGGUUCAUCGGCACGGCAGGGGCCGCCUCCUCCCUCAUGAACCCUAAGAACACUGUCUCUCAGAUCAAACGCCUCGUUGGCCGUCCUUUCUCCGAUCCCGAGCUGCAGCGGGACAUACGCGCCCUCCCCUUUUCUGUUGCCGAGGGCCCUGAUGGGUUCCCCCUCAUCCAUGCCCGGUAUCUAGGCGAAUCUCGGGCGUUCACUCCGACUCAGCUCCUGGGCAUGGUUCUCUCCAAUUUGAAGGGCAUUGCGCAGAAUAAUCUCAAUGCUGCCGUUGUUGACUGCUGCAUUGGGAUUCCGGUGUACUUCACCGAUCUCCAACGUCGGGCGGUUAUGGAUGCGGCGACCAUUGCGGGUUUGCAUCCUCUGCGGUUGAUCCACGAGACAACCGCCACGGCCCUUGCAUAUGGAAUUUACAAGACGGAUUUGCCCGAGAACGAUCAGCUGAAUGUCGCAUUCGUUGAUGUGGGCCAUUCCAGCAUGCAGGUAUGCAUAGUUGGGUUCAAGAAGGGCCAGCUUAAGAUCCUGGCCCAUGCAUUUGACCGGUCGCUCGGUGGAAGGGACUUCGAUGAAGUCCUGUUCCAUCACUUCGUCGCAAAGUUUAAGGAGCAGUAUAAGAUCGAUGUCUACCAGAAUGUGCGGGCCUGCCAGAGGCUGCGGACUGCAUGCGAGAAGCUGAAGAAGAUGCUUAGUGCGAAUGCCGAGGCACCGAUUAACAUUGAGUGCUUGAUGGAUGAGAAAGAUGUGAGGGGGUUCAUAAAAAGGGACGAGUUUGAGCAGAUCAGUGUUCCGAUCCUGGAAAGGGUGAAGGGGCCUUUGGAAAAGGCUCUUGCAGAGGCUGGAAUUGGCCUGGAGAAUAUUCAUGCGGUUGAGGUGGUUGGAUCGGGUUCGCGGGUCCCGGCAAUCAUCAAAAUACUGACUGAGUUCUUCGGGAAGGAGCCGAGGCGCACCAUGAAUGCGAGUGAGUGUGUUGCCCGUGGAUGCGCGCUCCAGUGUGCUAUUCUGAGUCCCACGUUCAAAGUGCGGGAGUUUCAGGUCAACGAGAAUUUCCCCUUCCCCAUUGCAUUAUCUUGGAAAGGCUCUGCCCCUGAUUCACAGAAUGGUGCUGGAGAUCACCAGCAGAACACUGUUGUGUUCCCCAAGGGAAAUCCAAUACCCAGUGUCAAGGCUUUGACGUUUUACAGAUCUGGCACAUUUACCGUUGAUGUUCAUUAUGCCGAUGUGAAUGAACUGCGAGCACCAUCAAAGAUUAGCACGUACACUAUUGGUCCUUUCCAAUCUGCUAAAGGUGAGCGUGCAAAACUGAAAGUAAAAGUUCGCCUGAGUCUUCAUGGCAUUGUCUCUAUUGAGUCAGCGACUCUGUUAGAAGAGGAAGUUGAGGUUCCUGUAUCAACUGGGAAGGAGCCAACGACGGAGGCUACGAAAAUGGACACAGAUGAGGUUCAAAAUGAUGCUGCUCCUGCAGGUACAGGUGAAGUUGAUGCAAAUAUGCAGGAUACUAAAGGUGCCAGUGAUUCUUCAAGCACUGGAGUUGAAAAUGGUGCUCCUGAAUCUGAGGACAAGCCUGUGCAGAUGGAAACGGAUGCCAAGGUUGAGGCAGUAAAGAAAAAGGUAAAGAAACUGAACAUCCCAGUUGCAGAGUUGGUAUACGGUGGGAUGGUACCUGUGGAUGUGCAGAAAGCAGUGGAGAAGGAAUUUGAGAUGGCUCUCCAAGACAGGGUCAUGGAAGAAACAAAGGACAAAAAGAAUGCUGUUGAAGCAUAUGUUUAUGACAUGAGAAACAAGCUCCAUGACAAGUAUCAUGACUUUGUGACUCCUGUGGAGAGGGAUGGUUUAUCUGCAAAACUUCAGGAAACAGAGGAUUGGUUGUAUGAAGAUGGCGAGGACGAAACUAAGGGUGUUUACAUUGCAAAGCUUGAGGAACUCAAGAAGCAAGGUGACCCCAUUGAGGUACGUUACAAGGAGAAUUCAGAGCGCGGCCCAGUGAUUGAUCAACUCGCCUAUUGCAUCAAUAGCUUCAGAGAGGCAGCUUUGUCCAAAGAGCCCAAGUUCGAUCACAUUGACAUAGCCGAAAAACAGAAGGUUGUUAAUGAGUGUGGGCAAGCAGAGGCAUGGCUGAGGGAGAAAAGGCAGCAGCAGGAUGCUUUGCCUAAGCAUGCGAAUCCAGUUCUGUUAUCGGCUGAUGUGAAGAGGAAGGCUGAGACACUCGACAGGUUUUGCAGGCCAAUAAUGAUGAAAUCAAGGCCCCCACCAGCCAAACCACAAGCAUCUGGUGAGACACCACCGCCUCAACCGCAAACGUCCGAGCCACAAUCUGAAGGCAGUGACAAUAGCACUGAGAACUCAUCGGAUGAUACUGCUCAGGGCCCACCGCCUGAGAUGGAGCCAAUGGACACUGACAAGGCAGAGAGUGUCCCAGAUCAUGCGUGAUCGUGUUAAUUUAGAUUCUAGGGUUGUGUUUCCGAUUCAUUUAAAGCUAAUCCCCACCUGUAAUAUCAUUUCUGUUUUAGCCUGCCGUUUGAGUAGGGCUAAAACUGCCGAUGGGGGUUACACUCGUGGGAAAUUUUUAAUAUGUUUGGAAGUUUGAGACUGACUGCUGCUUCUUUGCGGUCGCCCUUUUCACUUAUAUCAAUAGCGGUCUCUAGAAUCCGGUUUUGGAGGGGUUUUUAAGAGAAAAUGAUACUGUUGGAUGAAGAUGAUGAUGCCGACUCAUCUCCCCUUUUUUUUCUUUUUUUUGGAGAGAGAGCACCUUUAUUGAUGCAUUA
Molecule: messenger RNA, 3110 nt
Organism: Magnolia sinica
Lineage: Eukaryota; Viridiplantae; Streptophyta; Magnoliopsida; Magnoliales; Magnoliaceae
Product: heat shock 70 kDa protein 14-like
Exons: 10
Coding region: 211-2775 (854 amino acids)
Biological process (GO): protein folding
Cellular component (GO): cytosol; nucleus
Molecular function (GO): ATP-dependent protein folding chaperone; ATP binding
Source: RefSeq, a predicted model, not a curated record